Messenger RNA from Exophiala oligosperma, 2113 nucleotides. RefSeq lists its product as uncharacterized. The transcript is spliced from 2 exons. Lineage: Eukaryota; Fungi; Ascomycota; Eurotiomycetes; Chaetothyriales; Herpotrichiellaceae. Gene Ontology annotation, molecular function: nucleic acid binding. The coding region runs from base 388 to 1416 and encodes 342 amino acids. The record is from RefSeq and is a predicted model, not a curated record.
AACUCGACGUUUGAGGUUAACUCUCCCUUGAUCAAGUACGGAGGACGCAGUACGAGUACGAGUUACUCAUUCAGUCACAGGUCUGUUUGACUCACCGGGUUAACCCACAUGUGGUGGACUCGCUUAUCGUAAUUCGACGGACGAAGAGGCUCCGGCGAUCAAUGCGCCCGUGCGGUAGGAGUACAGAUCUCGUUUCUUUCCCUUCUCUUCUGUCCCGUACUCUUUCAUCGCUUCCUCGUCGUAUACAAAUCGUCGUAGAGUCGGCCUAGUUGACUGAAUCGUCAGCGGUGCUUCAGAGACUCAUACGGGAGCAUUCGUGAUAGAAUUGCCAGGAGUUGAACGAUACGCACUACAUCGGCUUAUCACCCCCGAUAACAAUACGCGCAAAUGGCAAUCGUUCCAGUAACAUCAUCGCCUGAGGUCACAGCACCACCAGCAGCUGCUCCAAGCACCGUUGAGAUUACAGAGCGGAUGCAGAAUGUAUCAAUUACACCCCCGGCGCCUCCUCGAUCUGCGGCUGCGCCGACUGCACGCUUCUCUGUGCCCAUCGAGGCCACCGCGCGUCCAACAUCCUCGGUCUACACUGACCGUAAGCUCCUCCGCCGGGAUAGUAUCGAGCGUCGCGAGGCCUUUCUGAGAGGCAAGGAGGGUUCGCGGCAGCGCCGCCGCUGGGAGAAUGCUCGUCUUCUCUCGAAUCCUUGGGUCGAGCCACCCCUUCCGUCCGAUUUUGAGGUGCAUCCAACCUACCCUCGACGCACUGUCCCAUACUACCUGGCGCCGCUGUGGGACGCGGCCGAGUUUCAGCGUGCCGUAGAGGCCAAACUCAAGGGCCGAAAGAACAGCACAAGAUCUCGAGGCAAAAGGAACACAGGAAUCAGCCCCAUGGAAGAAGCGGCAAUCAGUAUUCCCAAGGAAGUUCGUGCGAGGUUGAAGCGCGCAAAGGCUGCCAAGGGUCUGCUUCAGGACCUCGAAGAGAAUGUGCGGGCAUUUGUACAAAAGUGGAACGAGCGAGAAGCUCGACUGCGGGAAGAGGGGCUUCACGAUGUUCCUCUAGCGAGUGAUAGUGAAGAGGACGAAGAGAUCGUCUUCAUCGGUAGGAAUGGAGCCAUGCACGAUUCUCCCGGACGGAAGCAGCGGCAGAAAGAGGAGGGAUGGGACGAGACAAUCAGCUCAGAGAAAAUGGUCUUUGAGGGCCUGGACAAUGACAAGGGCGCGGCCUUCGCACGUUGGCUUGUGCAUUGUGUUGGAAGCUAUUACGGCUUGAAGACAUGGAGUGUAACUCGUGACGUCGAAGGGGAGGAGAAGAGGAGAGAAGCCUACGUUGGCGUCGAUCAGAGAGCCAGAGGCUUCAUGGGUCGAGGGGUUGAAUUUGGUCGAGAUGUUGAAUUGCCACGACCACUCUGGGGGAUGGUCUGAGACACCCUAGCCCUCCGCGUUCUCGAUUGUUCUUCUUGAGAGUGGCCAAUCCUUCUGAUUCGCUCGAUAAUGGUGAAAGUGUUGGCACUUGAUUCACAAAACCGUAAUGCAAUGGUGCGAUAGCUGUUUCCACACCCGGCAGCAGCCAGAUGUCGUUGACGGGAGCCUGCACGGUAUCCUUACAUUCCACCCUUUCUGUCUAUAGCCUGAACUUUUGAAUGCAACAGGCUGAAUGUAGCAUCAAAACCCCCCAAACUCUCAACGCGCUUUGGUGAUCAGUCCCCAAGUCUGAGUCUGUGCGUUUUGUGGAGUUGAAAAGAGGGACGUCUAUCUUUCCACAGUCGCACAGUGUGUCGUGGCAAAUGGCGUGAAAUUUCUUGACUCAGCCCUAGACAAGAGCGCUGUAAGUCCAAGCGUGAUGUUGGACGAGGGAGUACGCUACUGAGCUCUCAACAACACAUCGGAGACGCUCUCGCCACAACAGCUCAAGGGUGCCUACACAGGGAUCCAUCGCAAAGUGCUCUGAGGACGGCCAUUCUACGUAGACAUGACACAGAAGCGAGGCGGCUGGCGCAAGCUGGCUAUCCAAAACGAGGAGAGCCCGGGAAUCGAUAUGAUGAAGAGCCAGGCAAACAUAGACACGCGGUGGAGCCAGGGACGGAUACCUCAGAGGACGGAGGCGGGGAUUGUGCAGCCG